AUUUCGACCACCAUUACCGGUAUUAUACAUUCACUGUUAUAAGAGUCAUGCCAGCAUAAUCGUUCGUCAAAAGGCUUUUAUGUGAAGCUUGUGAACGAUGCCUUUGAGCAGAUGGUAUGCAAAACCUAUGUACAGUUUUGCUCCUAAUUUUCUCCUCACCGUGAAGAUUGAAAAACCAUGCUUGGAUUGCAUUUAAGAGAGCUGUAAAUGACCGUUAACUUGAUGUUCAUGUUCCGUUGUAUACUUUCAUUGCGAUUGAUAAUGGACACACCCGAACAUAGUGCCGUGGAACAUCAUCAUGUGAUAUCUAUCAUCUGAUCAUGCCGAAAAUUAUUACUCGGUUGUCUUUUACCCAUUUGAAGAAUCCACAAGAUAACUAGUCUGGAUGAUUUUGACUCUUUGUCAAUGAAGCGAUACCUGAUGAGAUGGUGUGCUUUGUGUAUGGUUGCCAUGGUGAUGAUCGUGGCAUGGGAGAUGGGUUUCUAUGUCGCUUCAAUUACAGAAGGAAGAGGUUCACUUCCCAAGUAUCACACGAAUCGAAGACAGGUUUCCUUGAGCGAAACAGAAGAUCCGAAAAUGAUUAUCGAACGUGAGCAAUCUGAACGACGAUCAAAGCUGAAAAAAGAGUGCGAAUUAGCCGAGAUGGACUCAAACACGGUAUCGGAAUACACCAUAAAGCAUAUGCUUGUGGUGGAAGAUUAUGAACUCGUUUAUUGUUUCAUCCCGAAAGUGGGAUGCAGCAAUUGGAAAAGGAUUCUAAUGGUACUUGAUAAUCAAACAGAUUCCGUCCAAGGACUAACAUCUGAUGAAGUUCAUAUAAACGGGAAAUUCAAAUUUCUGUCAACGUAUGGACAAGAAGAGAGGAAACGGAUCCUCAAAGAUUACAAUAAAUUCUUCUUUGUGAGACAUCCUUUUGAGAGAAUCCUCUCUGUAUUUAAAAAUAAGCUGGAGAAUCUAAAAAAUUACCGGAAAAAUCGACAUUUCCAUCGAUUUGGGAGAGAAAUGAUCAAACGUUGGCGAUCAAGCGCCAGUCAGGCCGAGCUGUUGACCGGCGAGAAUGCAACAUGGUCAGAGUUCAUACAGUACCUUACCCAUACACAAAGACGAAGAAAGUUUGAAAUGUCAGAUGUCUAUUUCAGUGAUCAUUGGACAGAGAUGUACAAGAUUUGUUCACCCUGCGCUGUAGAGUAUGAUUUCAUCGGCCUCCUUGAGAAUGUUGCUGAAGAGUCGAAAUACUUUCUAGAUAAACUGGGCGUGGGUAGAAAGGUACAAUACCUUGGUUCUGAGACUAGUAGACCAACGAAUAGUUCAGAAAGGAGUGUCUAUGAAAAAUACUACUCACAACUCUCUCAUGAAGAUCUGGUCAAGCUAUGGGAAAUAUACAAGUAUGAUUUCCAAUUCUUUGGUUAUCCGAAACCUUGGUUCGUACCAGAUUUGUGAUUUUAUUUAAAUAUAUAUAUGAAUAUUGAAUUGUAAUAGAUGGAGCUGAAAUUUUCUUCAUUGAUUAAUUUUAUUAUUAUUAUUUUACAAAUACCUGUUAUAAAGUUCAUACUAUUCGAUUUCAUGGAAGUGUUUUCAAGAAAUUAAUUAAUUUGAUUUAGUUUUAGUUAUUUAGAGUACCGUUUUUCCAGUUAUGUAGAAUGUCUUUUCUUAAAUGUCCUAUUGCAACAUCAAAAUCAUGAUUGCUUUCUUUGAUACGAAGCGAUCAGAUUUGGGCAACAUGCACUCAAUAUAAUGUUGAUUUUAAGUUACGGAAAGCAAAUGAUAUAACAGGGAGAUUUAUCUAUAAUUGAAAGUUGCUUUCAGAGAGAGAGAGAGAGGGGGGGGGGAUAGAGAAAUAGAAAUGCAGAUUGUUGAUUUCAAUGAAAUUAGAUUUAAAGAGAUAAAACUAAUGAGAGAGUUGUGUUUUUUCUUUAUUCUGUUUUCUUAUUUUUCUCCUGUUAUACACAUCAUUUUAAUACCAAAGUUGGAUUUCGAAUUAAGUGCUAAGAGUGAUAUAUACACAACAAAAAAAGUAAGUCCCCCCUAAAUCAAAUUGCUGUAACUUUUGAACGAAAUUAUUUUGAGAU
This is a messenger RNA of Lytechinus variegatus (green sea urchin), 2069 nucleotides long. RefSeq names its product carbohydrate sulfotransferase 11-like. Gene Ontology annotation, biological process: carbohydrate biosynthetic process. Bases 406 to 1440 code for a protein of 344 amino acids. The transcript has 3 exons. Gene Ontology annotation, cellular component: membrane. Gene Ontology annotation, molecular function: sulfotransferase activity. NCBI's taxonomy places the organism in Eukaryota, Metazoa, Echinodermata, Echinoidea, Temnopleuroida, Toxopneustidae. The record is from RefSeq and is a predicted model, not a curated record.